Messenger RNA from Osmia lignaria (orchard mason bee), 1025 nucleotides. RefSeq names its product coiled-coil domain-containing protein 86. The record is from RefSeq and is a predicted model, not a curated record. Lineage: Eukaryota; Metazoa; Arthropoda; Insecta; Hymenoptera; Megachilidae. Gene Ontology annotation, cellular component: nucleolus.
AUUAACGUUUUAAAUUUAUUUCGGCUAAAAGUUUCCUGCAUUUGUCGUCAGAUAUCUCUAAAGUACAUCAAUAUCAUUUUCAAUAUGGCUUCAGUAUCCACGUGAAUUCCUAACUCAAGUUAAUUGUUUACAUGCAAAAAUUAGUGAUUAUUUAUUAGUAUUAUCGUUAAGGUACACAUUAUGGGUGAACAGAGGGAAGUAGACGAAAAAGUAACGAGGGUAGAAGACAUACUCAAGAACGUAUCUCCAGUUACUGAUACAAGUAUUCCACGUUUAGAAUCCAAGAAGGUUAAGACUAAAAAAGAAAAAUUAGAACAACUAAUUCCAAAGGGAAAACCAAAAUCUGGUAGAAUAUGGAAGGAACAGAAAACACGAUUCUCGUCUAUUGUUAAAACACGUGGCAUGCGUUCAUCGUUUGAGAAGAAGCAAAAAUUGAGAGAAGACCUGAAACGUGUUAAAGAAAUGUCAAGGGAGAUCAAAGCAAAGAAACAAGCAGAAAAGGAAGCUAAGAAAGAAAGGAGAAGACAAAAUUUGAAGCGCGCUGAGGAGAAUCGCAAGAAGGGCGAAAUUGUUCAAGUUAUUACAAAUACUGCAAAAUUGAAAAAAAUAAAGAGGAAACAGCUUAGAACGAUAGAGAAGAGAGAUACACUUAAAAUUUAAAAUAGAUAUCUGUACAUUUAUACUGAUUUUUACUGAAUAAGAAACUAUUUAUAAAAUUCUUUUAUAGUAAAUGAUUGCAGCAUAAUUUAAAAAUUAUUAAUUAAAUUAAACUACUGUGGUUUGGCUAGCUUUUCCGUUCGUUCUUCUUCCGUUGUGCCACGAAAUCACGAAGUUCUUCCUUAAGAUUACAGUUACUUGGAACCAUCUAGAAAUAAAUCGUUUCAUAUACUGUUCUAAUUUUAAGUAAAUAUCCGAUGUACAAAAAUUACCAUUGUUUUAACCCAUUUUGGAAGAUUAUCUUUAUAUGAUUUCAUCAGAAACCUGUAAUGGAAGAUCAAUAAAAUGAGACAAAAUGUUAAAGCUUA